AUGCUUAGCGUGGAUUUGUGUUCACUACCCCUCACUCGGACCAUCAAAAAUGAAGUUGAUGCAAGUCAGUUCAGAUUCAAUACCACUGAUACCUGGAGAACAGCAGCAGUGAAGCUGAUCAGAGCACAGAAAAUUCUGCUGAUGGAGGCUGUUAAGUCCCUGAGUGAUGAAGAAAACCUGAAACUCUUUGGGAAAUGCAACAAUCCAAAUGGACAUGGACACAACUAUAAAGUUGUAGUGACUGUGCGUGGAGAGAUUGAUCCCACCUCAGGAAUGGUUAUAAACCUGACAGACCUGAAAGCGUACAUGCAGGAAGCUAUCAUGGAGCCUCUUGACCACAAGAACCUGGAUAAAGACGUGCCUUACUUUGCUGAUGUUGUCAGCACAACUGAGAAUGUGGCAGUAUACAUCUGGGAAAACCUCCAGAAGCGUCUGCCCGCAGGGGCUCUUUAUAAAGUCAAAGUGUAUGAAACGGAUCAGAACAUCGUUGUGUACAAAGGGGAAGAGACGACAUCUGAGAAAUGAAACUCAAUUCAGCUGAUCACAAACUUCUGAGGAAUUAAUUGAAUCGGUGUAUCAAUGGAUUAUUGAACCCCCUCCCAGUGUUAUCUGUGUCACAUAGUGAUUUUGGAGAAUGUUUAUUUUUUAUCUACGGUCAUUUUUAGAUAAUUAAAGACAGUUUUCCUGUGGUAAGCUAA
Molecule: messenger RNA, 698 nt
Organism: Pelodiscus sinensis (Chinese soft-shelled turtle)
Lineage: Eukaryota; Metazoa; Chordata; Testudines; Trionychidae
Source: RefSeq, a predicted model, not a curated record